Molecule: messenger RNA, 2775 nt
Organism: Labrus bergylta (ballan wrasse)
Lineage: Eukaryota; Metazoa; Chordata; Actinopteri; Labriformes; Labridae
Product: E3 ubiquitin-protein ligase TRIM21
Molecular function (GO): zinc ion binding; protein binding
Source: RefSeq, a predicted model, not a curated record
CUGGAAUAAUCACACGUAAGUAGUCGCCUAUGAGGCAAACUUUCUACCACCUAAAAGAAAUGGCGUCCUGCAACAGCCUCUUGUCUGAGGAGCAGUUUCUUUGUCCGAUCUGCCUCGAUGUGUUCACUCGGCCGGUGUCCACCCCAUGUGGACACAACUUCUGCAUGCCCUGCAUCUCCAGCUACUGGGACGACAGUGUGGUCUGCCAGUGCCCGGUGUGUAAGGAGGCUUUUCAAAGAAGACCCGAUCUGAAGGUCAACACUUUCAUUUCGGAGCUCGCGUCGCAGUUCAUGUCCCUUCAAGUGAACGACGCUCACAUGUGGGAGCCGGUCCAACAGCAGACCAGCGAGGGCGAAGUGCUGUGUGAUAUUUGUACUGACACCCGGCAAACUGCGGUCAAGUCCUGCCUGGAGUGUCUGACGUCCUACUGCGGCGAUCACCUCGAGCCUCAUCACAGAGCGGCCGGACUGAAGAGACACACGCUGGUCGAGCCCGUGUCGAGCCUGGAGAACCGGAUCUGCAAGAAGCACGCCCGACCCCUCACGCGAGUUUGCAGAACGGACAACGUUGUGCUGUGCGACAUCUGCUCCAGCAGCGCCAAACACAAUAACCACAACGACAUUACCGUGCAGCAAGCGUACGAAGAGGCAAUGGCUACAAGGGAGGAGGCUAAGGGCGAAAUGCAAAGGUUGAUAAAGGAAAGGCUGCAGAAGGUCCUAGACAUGAAGGAGGCCAUAGACAAGAGCAAGACAGAAACCAAAGACGUGAUAGCAGAGAGCGUACAGGAGCUGACGGAGCUCGUCUCUGAGAUUCAGCAGAGCCAGACUGAGCUCGUGCAGGUGAUCGAGGAGAGGCAAAAAGCAGCAGAAGAACAGGCCAAUGCGUUUUCUCUCAGCAUGGAGCGGGAGAUCACCAAGCUGCAGAGCACCGUGACGAAGAUGAGUGAGCUAAGAGGGACUGAAGACUAUCUGGACUUCCUUGUGAGUAUGCAAGAGAUGUCCUUACUUCACCCCACGAUGAACUCGCUCACAUUCAGUUUUGACCGACGCGUGGACAUUCAUCGCACACGGAAAUGUUUAGGGAAAGCCCUGUCUCAAGUAAGGAAGCUGCUGGAGGAAAUGAACAGAGAAAUGAAAGAGCUCUUCAGCGGCACGGAUUUAGAAGACAACACGAUGUUGCGGUGUUACAUAGUGGACAUUUUUCUGGAUCCUGACACUGCUCACCCUCAGCUGGUUGUAUCUGAUGACAGGAGACAGGUGAGAUACAACAUGGGCUCAGCGCAGAGUGAAAACCCAACCCUGAAUGCGAGCGCAUUUAACGCACAUUACGCCGUCCUGGGAAACACAGCUCUCUCCACCUAUAAGUUUUACUUUGAGGUGUUCGUGGGUGGAAAGAGCGAGUGGUGUCUGGGCUUGGUCAAGGAGUCCAUCGAGAGGAACGGGGUGAUUCCCCGGAGGCCUGGCUGUGGACUCUGGGCCAUCUGGUUCCUAGACGGUAGGUUCGAGACCUUCUGUAAUCCAAAUGUGCCGAUACAUCACGGUCAAGUGGAGAGGGUCGGCGUGUUUGUGCGCUAUGAGAGCGACUGCAUCCAUUUUUACAAUGUGGAAACUGCAACAGCAAUUUACGAGUUUACUAACUGUUCCUUCACAGAAAAACUCUACCCGUAUCUUAAUCCUUGUGAUAACGAGUAUGGCUCGAACCUGGACCCCAUGAUAAUUGUUCCUGUCAUAAAGUCGAAAGGAUGAUUUGUCAGUGUGGAAGUGACGUCAAAAACAAAUUGAAAGGUUUCAGAAAAAUUCAAAGGGGCAUCAAAGCGCUCCACAAUUGUAUUUGACACGAUUUUGAGAUCACUUCUCGAUUUGCAAUUUUAGAUUUAAAGCUCCUGUUGUGGACUUUUGGUUUUAAUCCAUUUUGGCGCCCCCUGUGGACAAACGGUACCUCUUUAUCUCUUUCCUGAUCUUGUCCUGAACACGUGUAAGUCGUGUUUUCACCUGAAAAACCUCACAGGAGCUUUAAAAUACAAAUUAAAGCACUGACACAGAAAGCCAUUCAAAUCAUUUGAAUUCAUUUUUCACUGUUAUUAUGCGCGUCUCCAUAUCCAGAAUUCUCGUUUAUUAUUAUUUUUAAAUUAAGAUAAAAAAUAAUCAGUUAAAAAGCAGAUGUUGCAUGUCGUUGUGCUGCAUGGGUGUUGAAAAAUGUUAAAAGUAGCUGAAAAGAAUGUGUCCCUCUGGUUCAGUGUGGUCUAUAUAAAUCUAAAUAAAGUGUACUCUGUUUUCUCUGAGUCCAAAUGUCUGCUGAAAAGCCAAAAUCAUCUUGAUCCAGUCUUCAUUGACCAAUAUGAACUUAAUACAACAUAACAGGCAGUAAAAGAUGUGUUUAAUGCUUUAAAUAGACAAAGUGGAAUCAUUGAAGCUUGGCUGUGUUUUUGUUUUGAUAACAGGAAAAACAAUGAAGGUUUUUUUUAAAAUAUUUUUUAAAUGACUGAAUACUUUAUUAACAAAGAUCUGUGAAGGAGACAUGUAUAACGCUAACGUUGAUGUACAGGAUGUUGUUGUUGUGUUGAUUUUGUUUCUGCCUUUAGAGUAUUUACAAUAACAUAUAAAGCAUAUCUAUCAGCUGUCCUCUUCUUUGUUUUUAAGAUGACGCCUUAAAUAAAUAAACAAACGUGUUUUUUUUUUUAAAGCUGUAUAUGCCCUGUCAUGGUGAUCAAACUUUUAUAACCAGUCUGAUUAAAUUUGAAUGAAUAAAGAAACAUUACAUAACCAAACCAUGAAA